AUGAAAUGUACAAAGCAAACCAAGACGAUUAAUUGUUAUGGUUUUUCAGCACUGAACCUGUUGGAGAACGCCGAUAACGGCCCGCUCGGCCGGUACAGCCGGGCCGUCCUGGGGGUCUCCAUUCCGGAGUGCCCCACCGGCGGCUGGACUCCCGGUCGACGGUUCAGGACCCGUGCGGCACGGGAGACUGCGGUUUCCCAGUUGCGCGGCCUGGCGCCGCCCGUCCUGCAGCCAGCCGUCGGUUGCCGACGGUCCGGCCGGCUUGCUGGCCGACGCUGA
Bursaphelenchus xylophilus (pine wood nematode) is the source of this 279-nucleotide messenger RNA. NCBI's taxonomy places the organism in Eukaryota, Metazoa, Nematoda, Chromadorea, Rhabditida, Aphelenchoididae. The record is from the annotation of a GenBank genome assembly.